CCGGCCUUUGCCAUAUAGGCCUAAGCUGCCUUCUCCCGAGUGAGCAGGUUUCCGUUUAGACGGCCAGGCCCAGGAGGAACCUGAGGCUAAGGACGCCCAGGGAAGGCUACGCGCGACGCAUGCCUGUAGGGGAAUGCUGUUGUUGCUGCUCUGCGUCGUGUCCACCGCUCUUCCACGAUUUAUCAGAGCAGAUGUUUGCGAGGACGUGAGUAUGCAGGAUACUGUGUCAGUGGGCCAGCCUAUGGCUUUUCACUGCAUAUACCCUCUGCCAACAUCUGGGAAGGUAGACGCAACAUGGUAUAAAUAUCCUAGAAAAAUCCCAGUAUCCAAAAACAUACAGUCUCGAAUCCACCAGGACCAAAACUGGAUUUUGUUUCUCCCUGUGAAAGGGGAGGACUCUGGGAUCUACCACUGUGAUACAAAUGAUACAAACACCUGUCCCAGAAUGCAAGUCAACCUCACUGUAUUUGAAAAACAUUGGUGUGGUACUUCUGGAAACAGUCAACCGCAUGUGCCAGAUGAGUACAAACAGAUUUUAUAUGUUGGAAGAGAUGACAUUCUUGUAUGUCAUCUGAACUUCCCAAACAGUUUUGAUUUGGAUUCAGUAAAGUGGUAUAAGGACUGUAAAGAGAUUGAAGGAGAACGAUUUAUUUCUCAGAGAGGAAAGCUUUUAGUGAAGAAUGUCUCGACAGAGGAUGGAGGGAACUAUGCGUGUCAAGCCACGCUCACAUACGCAGAGAAGCAGCACACUGUUUUAAACAGCAUUUCUGUGAACAUCACAGAAAAAGUGGGAAAUGGAAGAAGAAUCCCUAAGAUCAUUUAUCCAAAAAAUAAUUCAAUUGAAGUAAAACUUGGCUCCACCCUCAUCGUGGACUGCAAUAUAACAGACACAUGGGGUAACACAAACCUGCGCUGCUGGAGGGUCAAUAAUACAUUGGUCGACAUUUACUACAAGGAAUCUAAACGAAUUCAAGAAGGAAUUGAAAACUACACUGUUUCUCAAGGACACAUGUUUUACACGAUGAACAUAACCUUCUUAGAAGUGAAAAUGGAAGAUUAUGGCCACCCUUUCACAUGCCAUGCUGGAGUGUCUGCAGCUUACGUUAUACUAAAACUCCCAGUUCCAGAUUUUCGAGCUUACUUGAUAGGAGGGCUUCUUGUUUUGACCAGCGCGGCGGUGUCUGCCGUGUGUAUCUACAACGUUUUUAAGAUCGACGCUGUACUUUGGUAUCGAAGUGCCUUCCAUUCUGCAGGGCCCAUAGAAGAUGGGAAGCUGUAUGAUGCAUAUGUCUUGUACCCCAAGCCUCAAAGAGAAAGCCACAGCCAUGAUGUGGACACUCUGGUGUUGAAGAUUCUCCCCGAGGUGCUGGAGAGGCAGUGUGGAUACAAGUUAUUUAUAUUUGGCAGGGAUGACUUUCCUGGACAAGCUGUGGUCAAUGUCACUGAUGAAAAUAUUAAGCUGUGCAGAAGACUGAUCAUCAUCAUAGUUCCCGAAGCGCUGAGCCUUGACCUGUUAAGGAACACGUCAGAAGAACAAAUUGCAGUCUACAAUGUUCUCAUCCAGGAUGGGAUAAAGGUCAUUCUGAUUGAACUGGAGAAGGUCAAGGACUAUACAACCUUGCCAGAGUCCAUUCAGUACAUCAAACAGAAGCAUGGGGCCGUCCAGUGGAGUGGGGACUUCACAGAGCAGUCACAGUGUGCAAAGACCAAGUUCUGGAAAAAAGUGAGGUAUCACAUGCCACCCAAAAGGUGGCCACCUUCUCCUCCUGUCCAGCUGCUAAAGCACACGCCCUUCGACCUCAUGGACAGCAAGUGGGAGGCCAACGUGGGGUUCAUCACCCCGUGAUGGAGAGUUGGUUGUCAUGUGGUGGCUCACAUUUAAAUUAGGAUGCAUUGCAUUUGGGCCAUUCGCUUGAAGCUUACGGUUGUGUACUUGUGGAAAGGACUGUGUUUAUUUGCUCAUUUUGCUCAGAGCUACUUCUUUAGGGAAAGACAUUACCUCUCCUGAAGCCCUCAUUAACUGACUGGCACUGAACACUCAUGAACACUGAUGAGCAUGGAGCAUUAGCGUUUGAGCCCCUGGGGAUGGGAUGUGGA
Messenger RNA from Delphinapterus leucas (beluga whale), 2097 nucleotides. It is a transcript of the gene IL36R, whose product is annotated as interleukin 36 receptor. Gene Ontology annotation, biological process: regulation of inflammatory response; signal transduction. NCBI's taxonomy places the organism in Eukaryota, Metazoa, Chordata, Mammalia, Artiodactyla, Monodontidae. The record is from RefSeq and is a predicted model, not a curated record. Gene Ontology annotation, molecular function: interleukin-1, type I, activating receptor activity.